Prunus dulcis (almond) is the source of this 644-nucleotide messenger RNA. RefSeq names its product probable calcium-binding protein CML43. Bases 56 to 610 code for a protein of 184 amino acids. Gene Ontology annotation, molecular function: enzyme regulator activity; calcium ion binding. The record is from RefSeq and is a predicted model, not a curated record. The transcript has a single exon. NCBI's taxonomy places the organism in Eukaryota, Viridiplantae, Streptophyta, Magnoliopsida, Rosales, Rosaceae.
UUCAACACUUUCCUUAGUGUUCUUGGGGUCUAUAUAUAUAUUAUAUAGGGGCAUUAUGGGAAUAACUGGAGUUUGCUCUAGGUUACUUGGGGACUUGGUUCAAGCCUUUGGAGGGGUCUCAAGGCCAAGCACAGAAUGCAAGCCACAAAAUGGCAGUUGCAAGCCACAAAAUGCAAGCAAAGUUGAUGAGUCUAUGGCAAGGGCACUGAUCACAGUGUUUGGGAUGGAAACCAAUGGAAGAAUCAAGAAGGAAAACGCACGGAGGGUGGUGGAGAAUCUAGGGUUGAUAUGUCAUGAGGAAGACAAGUCGAGUUUUGACUUGCCAGGGGAUGAUCAUGAGGUGCCAGUGGAGGAGGUUCUUGGUGGUUUGGAGGAGGAGGACGAUGGGUCCAAGCACAAUGAGCUUUUGCUCGAGGCAUUCAAGAUUUUUGAUGAGGAUGGUGAUGGGUUUAUAGAGGCUGUGGAGUUGAAGAGGGUGUUGGAGUGUUUGGGGUUGGGGAGUGGGUGGGAUAUGGAUCAGAUUGAGAAGAUGGUGAGGGUUGUGGAUGUGAAUUUGGAUGGGAAGGUUGAUUUUAAUGAGUUUGAGUUGAUGAUGGGGGUAAAAUGUUAGAAAUGCAUUGCUUAUUUUUUUUCUCAACAAUAUC